CUCGAUUCGAUCACUGGAAAGGUAUGUGUUUUGUGCAAAGAGCCUGUUAGACCAUGGAAAUCGAUUGAAGAAUAAUACAACAUUCAAUACAGGGAUUUUAAGAAAACAGUGACAUGGAAGCAUUCAGAAGACAAAGGGUUGGUAGAAGGAGAAGGCAUCGGAAAAAGCAACAUGAAAUAAAGCCAGUUUCAUGUGCACAUGAGUCCUGCAUCAUGGAGCUGCGGAAAUGGAUGAAAGACGUGGCUGGGUUUUCUACUGAACUCACCCCAGCUGUGUUUCAUGAUACUGGAAGAGGUCUCAGAACAAAAAAGUCAGUCAGAUCUGGGGACUGUAUCAUAUCAUUACCAAAGUGUAUUCUAAUAACCACAGAAACAGCUUUCACCACUCAGAUUGGGACCUACCUUAAACAGUGGUACCCUAAACUUCAACCACAAGCCUGUAUAGCGGUCUUUCUUGUGUGGGAGAGACACAGACAUAAACAAUCCCAUUGGUAUCCAUACAUUACUUCACUUCCAGAGGACUUUACUACGCCCCCAUACUUCACUGACAAAGAGUUAUCUUACUUGCCGGACUUAGUUCAAAUGAAGGCCAGAGAUGAAAAGAAAAAAGUAGUAAACACUUUUGAUGAAAUUGUAACUUUUAGCAAGCAGUAUUGGACAGAGUUUUAUAAAGUACUUACUUAUAAAGAUUAUCGAUGGGCCUGGAGUGUUGUUAAUACUAGAAGCGUUUAUAUGGAGAUGGAACAUUGUGAAUACCUGGAUGAAUCAGAGCCUAAUAAUAUUGCUCUUGCUCCAUUUCUGGACCUUUUAAAUCAUUCACCCACAGCAAAUAUUAAAGCCGAGUACAAUCCUAACACGGCACUUUAUGAGAUUACAACCUACGAUUCCUAUAAACCUUAUGACCAAGUCUUCAUUUCCUAUGGUUGUCUUGGAAGUCAUAAGCUGUUCCUUAACUAUGGGUUUUGUAUUCCAGGAAAUGUUAACGAUGAAGUGGAAUUGGAAGAACAUGUUUCUAAAGUUAUCAAGAGAGAGAAAAUUCAACACCGUGACAAGAAAAUAAAUCUUCUUAAACAAAAGGGACUUGUAAGUGGAAUGACAUGCAGUAACGAAGGUUUAUCCUGGAAGUUCUGGAUUGCCAUGGAAACACUGGUCAUGGACUGGGACCAACUGCAGAAAUGGUCGAGCCUGAUGACAGUGGACAUUACAGAAGAAACUGCCACUCCAGCUGCCAAGAAUCUGGCCAGGGGUAUCAUCCAAGAGGGUCUGUUUCAAGUAAGACACAGAGAACGAUACAUCGAACAGAAUACAUCUGAUGCUGACGAUGCCACACAUGUGGACUUGGCACAGAUGUUAUUGACACUUGAGAAGAGUAUUCUGACGAAGUGUUUACCUAAGUGAAAUAAAGGUAGUGAAAAGUUGAGGAUAUACAUUUGUUUUUCCAUACUUUUUUGUAGGCUGUUGAAAAACAUCUAUGUGCAUCAGUUUUGGAAGAUUCUGAUUCCAUAAUUCUAAUUGCAUUUGUUUUUUUAAGAAUCUGCAUAAUAUUUAAAGACGUUUCACUCUAGGAAUGGAUAACAAUAUUUGACCUAUUGGAUGUUUUCAUUGGUUUAGGUCAAGGUUGCAAAAAUCAUUCUGAAAAAAAUAUGGCCAUCAAAUGGACUCAUUCAUGAACUUAAACUGUGUCACUCUUGUAAAUACAACUAGUAUUGGUAUUGCCACUGGUUAUAUAAAAGAGUUUACUUUUGCAAACAAUGAACAAUAUUUACUUUGAUCAGCUUCAAAACAUGUCUUAUGUUGAAGUAAAUACUGUGAACUGCUUAUUUUUUUUAGUUUAAAUUUCCUUUUCUUAUUUCAGUAUGAUAGUAUAGAAUGUCAAUAACAGCUGUCAGAUAUAUAUAAAAUGCAAAAAGGUCAACAUUCAUAUAAAUGUAAAUGAAUACAGUGAUAAUGUUACCCCAUUAUAUAUCUUAUUUAUAUAAAUGUGAUAGUAUAGGGCAAAUAUUUUUAAUCGUUAUAGAAUAUCAUGGUUUUGUAAGCAGAAGGCCACAUUGUAAAUAUGUUUUUUUUUUAUAGUAAAUCAUAAUGUAUAACUAACUUUUCAGAAUAAAGAU
This is a messenger RNA of Mya arenaria, 2110 nucleotides long. Its product is annotated as SET domain-containing protein 4-like. The transcript has 9 exons. Bases 114 to 1397 code for a protein of 427 amino acids. NCBI's taxonomy places the organism in Eukaryota, Metazoa, Mollusca, Bivalvia, Myida, Myidae. Gene Ontology annotation, molecular function: histone H3K4 methyltransferase activity; protein binding; transcription coactivator activity. Gene Ontology annotation, biological process: peptidyl-lysine dimethylation; peptidyl-lysine trimethylation; positive regulation of transcription by RNA polymerase II. The record is from RefSeq and is a predicted model, not a curated record.